This is a messenger RNA of Diprion similis, 2487 nucleotides long. RefSeq names its product synaptic vesicle glycoprotein 2C-like. The transcript is spliced from 12 exons. Gene Ontology annotation, cellular component: membrane. Gene Ontology annotation, molecular function: transmembrane transporter activity. The coding region runs from base 277 to 1884 and encodes 535 amino acids. The record is from RefSeq and is a predicted model, not a curated record. NCBI's taxonomy places the organism in Eukaryota, Metazoa, Arthropoda, Insecta, Hymenoptera, Diprionidae. Gene Ontology annotation, biological process: transmembrane transport.
UUUUCGACUCGACUGUACGUCCAACGCAUCCUUAAGAAAUAUGGAACAAACCAAUUACGGUGUAAGUGUCAAUCCUGACUUGCUGAUCCCUGUCGAGAUGCAAAUCGCAGCUGAUAAUUCUACGCGACUUUGUCAGAAAACUUCCUGGACCGGAUAUCGAGGCGAUGACUAAUCCACAGAGGAUCAACACUCUGUACUGAUGUCGGCCGGAGCCUGAAGGAAUAGGAACUGGACGUAGUUUGAACUUGGAUACGUGCAGAGAGUAUAAGGAUAAGAAUGAACUCACCGGCUUUUUCUACCGCAAGUGACAACCCGAGAAUAGAGGAAGGACCAAUAGAUUUCGAACGUGCAAUAGAACUAACAGGUUAUGGAAAGUUCAAUUAUCUUCUGCUGUUGGCCAUCAUACCAGCAGGAUGUUCAAGUGUUUUCGCAUCCUCAGCCAUGUCCUACGUCUUACCGUCGGCCGAGUGCGACCUUGGACUCACCUUGCUUGAUAAGGGUCUUCUUAAUUCUAUGGCAUUUGCAGGGAUGAUCUGCAGCGCGUUCGCUUGGGGAUUUAUGGCUGACAUGUUCGGGCGCAAGACAAUACUCGUUUAUGGCUACCUCUUCGACGCCAUUUUCAAUCUAGCAAGCAGUUUUUCCCAGGUUUCAUGGAUACUGCUAGUCUUCAAAUUUUUCAACGGCGUCAUAAUUUCCGGCCCUUACGCCGCCUUGAUGUCUUAUCUGGCCGAAGUUCACGGCGAAAAGCAUAGAUCACGGAGUUACAUGUGGCUCGGAGUAUUUUUCUCGCUAGGAAAUAUCUCAGUGCCAUGCAUCGCGUGGCUGAUCAUUCCGCUCGAUUGGGAAUGGACCUUCUUCGGUGGUUCGAUGGUUUUCAACUCCUGGAGACUCUUCCUCGCGGUCUGUGCUGUGCCUGAGUUCAUCGCUUGCCUGGCACUCUCCUUCUUUCCGGAGAGUCCUCGAUUUCUCAUGUCGAAGGGACGACACCUCGAAGCCCUUGAAGUGUUCAAGAAGAUCUACUCGGUCAACACCGGAAACCACCCUGACACGUAUGCCGUCAAAAGUCUCGUUCAAGAGACGUCGAUAGAAGCUUCCGGGAAAAGCUUGGUCCACAUGUUGCGCUGCGGUUUGCGUCAAAUGAAGCCCCUCUUCGAGCUGUCGAACCUCUCUCGGCUGAUCCUGAUCACAUCCAUUCAAUUCGGAGCCACUUUAGGCUCAAACUCGCUCAGACUGUGGAUGCCUCAGCUGUUCGCGAUGAUCGAAACCUACGAGAAGCUGCAUCCCACCUCAGCAUCCGAAGCGAAACCCACCAUGUGCUACAUGCUUGACGCAACUAAGCAUCUCGAAAAAAAUUUAACCGACGUAACGAACAAAACGACGAGUAUUGAGCCAGUUUGUACAGAGAUGGUACUGGACUCCACUGUUUACAUGAACUCGGUGAUCAUCGCUCUGACCGGUGUGAUCGGAUACACGAUGGCCGGAAGUCUCAUAAACGCGGUUGGGAAGAAGAAGCUUAUGAUCAUGUGUUUCGUGGGUGCCGGUGGGUGUUGCGGGGCUUUAUACUGGGCCCAGGAGACGGGAGUGAUUCUCAGUUUAUCGUCGGUAUUCGUCGCUCUCGCGAGUAUCGGGGGUGCAACGGUGGUGAACGUGAUAGUCGACAAUUUCCCAACAUUCCUCAGAACCAUGGCUGUCAGCGUCACGAUGAUGUUCGGACGAAUCGGAGCUGUUGUGGGAAAUAUGCUCUUCCCAAUUCUCUUGAACAUCGGUUGCCUCGGUCCGUUUAUAAUGAUCGGGACCGCGUGUCUCGCCUGUGCAGUUUGGACGAUAAUUUUACCAUCCGGUAAAAUACCUGCGGUUAGUAAAGAAGCGGAUUUGAAACAGUAAUACUUAUGGUUUGCAACAUUAUUUUGCGAUAGUAAAUAAUUAUAGCGCUGGAUUGUAAGCUAUUGAGUCUAAGUCAUGGAGUAUGGUAUGUAGGUAGGAUUUUUUCAUUGCAAAAUAUCUUUAUAUAUAUUAGCACGGUGACUGUGAUUCACGUAUCAAGUUUUACAAAUAUACCUCGUUAGUACGUUGCUAUUAAAUGUAUAGUACAACGUGUCGGAUGAUACGUGCGAGGUAGGUCGAUUCUCCGAAAUAUAUAAUAAUUGUUAAUGUACGCGUCUGAGUAUAAAAUGGUAAAUAGAAAGCGAAGAAACGAACAAUACGUUGAUAUGUUUUCGUAAUAAACAAUGAUACGUUUUUGUUCAUUCAACAUCUAAACAUUGUUUUCUGAUCUUAUCCUAUAUGUAUGUGCGUUGUUACGUUCACGGCUUUUUUUUACAGCCUUGGCUAGUAAAACCGUCACACUGUGAGUUGGUUGUCCUUUUUGUGGACAAAUUUUUAUUAUUAAAAAAAUUGAAUGGAACCGCGUUUUAAUUUGCGAAGACAAGGUUCAGGUCACGUCCAGUCAAAACAUUCUGUUGAACUGUCGCCAGAUACGGAUGAAAU